Thunnus maccoyii (southern bluefin tuna) is the source of this 2414-nucleotide messenger RNA. RefSeq names its product GTP cyclohydrolase 1 (gene gch1). Gene Ontology annotation, molecular function: zinc ion binding; GTP cyclohydrolase I activity; GTP binding. The record is from RefSeq and is a predicted model, not a curated record. Bases 326 to 1114 code for a protein of 262 amino acids. The transcript is spliced from 6 exons. Gene Ontology annotation, cellular component: cytoplasm. Gene Ontology annotation, biological process: tetrahydrobiopterin biosynthetic process; tetrahydrofolate biosynthetic process. NCBI's taxonomy places the organism in Eukaryota, Metazoa, Chordata, Actinopteri, Scombriformes, Scombridae.
GUAUCUUGUUGUGUCUGCAGACUGUAUUAAAUCAGGACUUGCAGUGAAGAUGAUGUUUCCUGCAGAUCUGCAUCUUCAGGGUCCAUGUGGGAGUCAAAGGGGAUGUAGCCCCGCCCUCCCCGGUGCCUCUCAGCCAAUAGGAACUCUCCCUGGAUUAUCCUGCUGUUAUAAAGGCAGGGGAUGCUGAGGCUGUGAGAGAAGCGCCCACUACAACUAAAAAAAACACCACUGAGCCAACAAAGCAAACUGUGGGCAAGACGCACUGAUCCAACAGGUGCUCAGCAGAGGAAACUGAAGGUAAAGAAAGAAAAUAAAAAGAAAAGUGAUGGAGCACUCCAAACAGACACAGUACAGUUCAAACGAGAAGAAAGAGUCCGGGGACAGCAGCUCGGUGCUCAACGGACACUUUGACGGGAUGGUGAAGCGGUCACCCGGCGGCACCGGGCGCACAGCCGGUCCCCAGACUCCGGGCGCGGAGUCCGGCUCGCACCGGUCGGCGGCUUCGGUGAUGGAGAGCUGGAAGGAGGAGCGCACCAGGAGCGUGGAGGACAACGAGAUGAGCCUGCCGUCCCUUGCCGCAGCCUACACCACCAUCCUACGGGGGCUCGGAGAAGACCCGCAGCGGCAGGGACUCCUCAAAACCCCCUGGAGGGCCGCCACCGCCAUGCAGUUCUUCACCAAGGGCUACCAGGAGAAAAUUAUCGACGUGCUGAACGACGCCAUCUUCGACGAGGACCACGACGAGAUGGUGAUCGUCAAAGACAUCGACAUGUUCUCCAUGUGCGAACAUCACCUGGUGCCCAUCUUCGGCAGGGUUCACAUCGGUUACCUCCCCAACAAGCGAGUUCUGGGCCUCAGCAAGCUGGCCAGGAUUGUUGAAAUCUACAGCCGCAGACUACAAGUUCAGGAGAGGUUGACCAAACAAAUCGCCGUGGCGAUCACCGAGGCCCUGCAGCCCACUGGGGUCGGCGUCGUCAUCGAAGCGACUCACAUGUGUAUGGUGAUGCGCGGCGUUCAGAAGAUGAACAGUAAGACCGUCACCAGCACCAUGUUGGGAGUUUUCAGGGAAGAUCCAAAAACCCGCGAUGAGUUUCUGACGCUGAUCAGGAGCUGAGGAGGCCCUAAAGCUCCUCCUCUUCCUCCUCCUCCUGUUGCCUGGGGUUACCUCCACCUGCACGGACCAGCCACCGUGCAUACUGUGUGUGUGUGUGUGCGCGUGUGAGAGAGAGAGAGAAAGAGUGUGUGUGUGUGUGUGUUUUCCAUCUCACCAAAGGCAGUGACAGAGUGUUUACUGUGUUUUCAGUCCGAUUCCGUUUUAAUCGUCAGAUAAUGUGAAGCCUCACAGAUGUUUCCGUCUAGGUGGAGUUCGUCUGAGGCCGUUGACUGACAUGUUGUUUACUUUUAGACAACGGGACAGACUUUACCCCUUUGUCCACGCGUGCUGUGUGUGUUCAUUAAUAAAAUAUCAGUCAGUCGCUGGCCUCGAACACCUGGGAGAGACUUUACAGAAAGAGUAUUACAAAGAAAGUUCAUAUUAAACAGAACGUGUUGCAACUAAACGGUACGAAAAUAAACAAAACGUUCCAGGCAAAUAAAUAAAAGCAUCAGAUUUACAGUAAUCUGGAGCUCAAACAACCAAACAACCAAAAGACCAAUCAGAGAGAUUCAUCUAUAAUGAUAAUAAUAGUUAGUUGCAGCCCAAGAUAUGACUUAAUAAGUUUCCCUUUUCCUUUAAGUGUUGUUGAUCGAUCAUGUUUUUAUGGUUUUUACAGCAUUUUCACACUUGAUUUAGAAAGCAGCUGAUUUAAAUUUAGGAUCAGUACUGUUAAGUUUGUAAUCAAAACAAUUAUUAAAACGUUUAGUGCAGAAUCAUUUGAAACAUGAGCUAAAUACAGACUGUAAUAAACAUGUGAAAGUGACACCAGUAUCGUUGUGAUGGUGUGAAGGAUCCGUCUGUCUGUGCCAACUCGCCUCUCCAGUAAAACCAAAAAAAUUUACUUCAGAGCGAAACUGAGAAACUGAAAGUUAAAAUUUAGGAGAGAGGCAAAUGAAAUGUGUUUAUGUGUGUGUGACGGGCGACUGUGUGUGUGUGUGUGUGUGUGUGUGUGUGUGUGUGUGUUUGUUACUGACUAUGUGUUUACUUGUGUAGCAUGUUAUUGCAUUUUAAUGCAUCAUAGUGUCCCCAGACAGAUGUUGGGAGGUUUUAAUGGUGUAACGUUGUGACUGAAGUAGUGUGCAUGUGUGUGUGUGUGUGUGUGUGUGUGUGUGUGUGUGUGUGUGGGUAGGGGUGGGGGUUGUUGUUUUUGUGGCCUUGUUGAGAAGGAAGGCCGCUUCUUUGGCCUCUUCACCAUCAUCGUCACUUUAUGUACUGUGUUCAUUUCAAAGACUUUUUAAUCAAAGAAAAUAAAUCUCUA